Messenger RNA from Suillus bovinus, 955 nucleotides. Its product is annotated as prenylated rab acceptor PRA1. Gene Ontology annotation, cellular component: Golgi apparatus. The record is from RefSeq and is a predicted model, not a curated record. The transcript has 5 exons. The coding region runs from base 138 to 620 and encodes 160 amino acids. NCBI's taxonomy places the organism in Eukaryota, Fungi, Basidiomycota, Agaricomycetes, Boletales, Suillaceae.
GUCAAUUGAGACGUGUUCACACUGUUUGGUCACUCGGACACGCGAAACGCAGCAGCUGCCGCCGCAGCAGAAAAAACCAGCACUGUGCCCACAGACCCAACUCUUAAUCAACCACCAUCUACCAUCCACUAACAGUUAUGGAAACCGUUGUUCGCGUCGUUGACACCCUCAAGUCUUUCCGGGAAACCCGCUUGAGCACACUCAGAACUCCUGCAGAAUUCUUUGAUGUCCACCGAAUUUCAAGACCUGCAGAUUUUAACACGGCAGUAUCGCGACUCACAUAUAACACUCGGUAUUUCUCCGGGAACUACACUCUCAUCGUAGCUGCUCUUGCAGUAUAUUCCAUUAUUGCAAGUCCCCUCCUUCUCUUAUCCCUCGUCUUCCUCUUUGGAGGCUUUGCCGUCAUCAACCGUUUUGAGGAAGUCUAUGGACAAUUUGUCACCCAAAAGACCCUGUACACGGCGCUCUUCGUGAUCGGUAUUCCCCUCCUGUGGUUCUCCUCUCCAUUCAUGACUUUAUUCUGGCUCAUCGGAGCAUCCGCGUGUCUCAUUCUCACUCACGCAUGCUUGAUCGAACCAGGUGUGGAGAGCGAAUAUGCAAAUAUCGAAGGAGCAGUGUAAAAAUGCCAUGGGGGAAAAGAGAAUGAGAAAUGAGUGUGCAUGUGGUUGGUUGUUGUACUCCUUGGAGAUUGGACUAUUUUCUUAUUGUCUCCACUCGAAUCCUAAUUACGGCUGCUCGUUCUCAUUCGUCGAUACCUCGUCUCCAAUAUAUAGGCGUGUAUUUCCCUUGCGCGCAUAGAUUGUACGAAUUGGAACAGGAUCGACUAAAAGUCAGCUUCAUUGUCUACGUUUAGAAUAUCAGUACUAGGAUAAUGAUUCUAUUGCAAUGGCGGUGCAGGCGAAAUCAUGUGCAAUAUAAGAAGUUCAUAAAGUAAUGUACAGAGUUAAGCCAUCCU